Messenger RNA from Pteropus alecto (black flying fox), 1877 nucleotides. It is a transcript of the gene AMH, whose product is annotated as anti-Mullerian hormone. NCBI's taxonomy places the organism in Eukaryota, Metazoa, Chordata, Mammalia, Chiroptera, Pteropodidae. Gene Ontology annotation, biological process: Mullerian duct regression; gonad development. Gene Ontology annotation, molecular function: growth factor activity. The transcript has 5 exons. The coding region runs from base 557 to 1822 and encodes 421 amino acids. The record is from RefSeq and is a predicted model, not a curated record.
CCAGGACAGUGGUGGGUGCCCUAACAUGCCAGCUGUGUCCUUGCGUCUGAAAACAGGGGUACAGAAACUGCCAGCCAACAGCAGGCCUGGAGUCCAUCCCGUGGGAGUGGACAGCAGAGAACCUUUGCUGUCCGAGAUGACUGUUCCUGUGGCCCUAUGGGUCCCCAGUGGAUGGGCAGGAGACGGGCCCCAGCUGACUGGAGACCCUCAGGCCACACACCCACUGGCCUGAAUGCCACCCUCCUCCAGGUCUGCCCCUGAGGCUGUUGAUGUUUGGUCCGUCUGAGCUGGUCACUCCCCACUCCGGCGGGAAAACCUUGUCAAGGACAGUUGGACAAAUUGGUCACAGGCCACACUUUGUAUCACUGCUGGGAAGGAGAUAGGCGCCAGUUGAAACAGAAGGGGCUUUGAGGAGGCCCAGGCUCCAGGCGGGCACAGGCACUGGCCCCCAAGGUCACGUCUCCUCCCAGAGAAGACAGGCCGUCCUCUAGCACAGACAUCCCAGGUUCACCCGCCCAUAUAAGCCGGGGCAGCCCAGCCCCUCGCAGCUCCCAGGAUGCAGGCUGCGCGUCCCAGGCUGGCCCUGGUGCUGUGGGCCGUGGGGGCCCUGCUGAGGGCCGGGACCCCUGGACAGGAGACCUUGCCCAGGGAGCCCUCUGUAGGCACGGGGGGCCUCAUCUUUCACCAAGACUGGGACUGGCUGCCCCCGGGGGUCCGGCCGCCAGGCAGCCUGCAGGACCCCCUGUGCCUGGUGACGCUGGGCGGGGGCGGCAAUGGGAGCAGCGCCCCCCUGCGGGUGGUGGGGGCGCUGAGCAGUUAUGAGCAGGCUUUCCUGGAGGCUGUGUGGCAUGCUCUCUGGGGGCCCCGCGACCUGGCCACCUUUGGGGUUUGCACCCCCAGCACUGGGCAUGCUGCCAUGCCCCCUCUGCAGUGGCUCCAGGUGUGGCUGGAGGAGCCCAGGGGGCGGCGGCUGGUGGUCCUGCACCUGGAGGAAGUGACGUGGGAACCAACACCCUCGCUGAGGUUCCAGAAGCCCCCACCCGGAGAAAUCAGCCCCCUGGAGCUGGCGCUGCUGGUGCUGUACCCCGGGCCUGGCCCCGAGGUCACUGUCAUGGGGGCCGGGCUGCUGGGCGCCCAGAGUCUAUGCCCGAGCGGGGAGACCCGCUACCUGGCCCUGGCGGUGGAGCACCCGGCGGAGGCCUGGCGCGGCCUGGGGCUGGCCCUAACCCUAAAGCACCGCGGAGACGGAGCCCCCUUGAGCAUCGUCCAGCUGCAGGCGCUGCUGUUCGGCACCGACCCCCGCUGCUUCACGCGGAUGACCCCAGCCCUGCUGCUGCUGCCUGGGCCCAGGCCCGCACCCAUGCCCGCGCACGGCCAGCUGGACACGUUGCCCUUCCCGUCGCCCAAGUGCGCGCUGGCUUGGCCCAGGGGCACGGGGAGGUGGGGAUGGUGCAGCCUCACGCCCACACCCGAACCCCCUCGCCUUCCAGGCCGACGCAGCGCGGGGGCCACCAAAGGGCCUUGCGCACUGCACGAGCUGAGCGUUGAUCUGCGCGCCGAGCGCUCGGUGCUCAUCCCCGAGUCGUACCAGGCCAACAACUGCCAGGGCGAGUGCGGCUGGCCGCAGUCCGACCGCAACCCGCGCUACGGCAACCACGUGGUGCUGCUGCUCAAGAUGCAGGCCCGCGGGGCCGCCCUGGCGCGCCCGCCCUGCUGCGUGCCCACGGCCUACGCCGGCAAGCUGCUCAUCAGCCUGUCGGAGGAGCGCAUCAGCGCGCACCACGUGCCCAACAUGGUGGCCACCGAGUGUGGCUGCCGGUGACCCCGCGAGUGGCUCCCCUGCCCAUAUUUAUUCGGACCCCAAUAAAGACCACAAG